CUAUUGAGAGAUUCUCUUCUCCUUUCUUGGCCCCAUAAUCAGUAACCACCCCUUUGCUUUGCCAACUGCAAAACACUGAAAGAAAGGGAGCAUGAAAAUCAGAUUAUUUCUCCUCCAAUUUGUUCUCUUCCUUUUGUGUUCUUCUUCUCUCUCCUUUGCCAAAAUUCCACCAAGAUUCCCUUCUUCUUCCUUUGUUCAACCUGAAAAUCUCUACUUUUCUCUGGCCUAUAAAGGCAACAAGCUUUAUGAGACAAACUACUUCACUCAAAUUCUUGACCACUUCAACUAUAAUCCAGAUAGUUAUCAGACCUUUCAACAGAGGUAUUUGUUUAAUGACAAACAUUGGGGUGGUGCCAAGAAUAAUGCUCCUAUCUUUGUAUACACUGGUAAUGAAGGAGACAUUGAAUGGUUUACUCAAAACACUGGUUUCAUGUUUGAAAUUGCUCCCCAUUUUAAAGCCCUCCUAGUCUUCAUUGAGCAUAGGUUUUACGGGAAGUCAAUACCAUAUGGAGGAGACAAGGAGAUAGCCUAUUCAAACACAAGUACAUUAGGUUAUUUGAGUUCAACACAGGCAUUAGCUGAUUAUGCAACUCUUAUAAUUGAUCUGAAAAAGAACUUGACUGCCACUGACUCACCUGUAGUUGUUUUUGGGGGUUCCUAUGGUGGAAUGUUGGCAGCAUGGUUUAGGCUAAAAUACCCACAUGUGACCAUUGGAGCCUUGGCUUCUUCUGCGCCCAUCCUCAACUUUGAGAAUAUUACUUCUCCUUACAGCUUCAAUAAUAUCAUCACCCAAGACUUUCGGGGUGAAAGUGAGAAUUGUUACAAGGUGAUUAAGGGAUCAUGGAAAAAAAUUGAAGAUAUGGCUAAAACAACCGGUGGAUUGAAGAAACUCAGAAAGUCAUUCAGAUUAUGCAAGAACUAUAUUAGUUCAGGUUCUCUUGUAAAUUGGCUCUCUACGGCAUUUACAUACACAGCGAUGACUGAUUAUCCAACUGCUUCCAAUUUCCUUAAUCCAUUGCCAGCGUCUCCAGUGAAAGAGAUGUGCAAGGCAAUUGAUGAUCCAAAGACUGGAAACGACACGUUCGAAAAGCUAUAUGGCGCUGCUAAUAUCUAUUACAACUACACUGGGAGAGCCACUUGUUUUGAUCUAAACGAUAAUUCGGAUCCUCACGGCCUAGGUGGAUGGACUUGGCAGGCAUGUACAGAGAUGGUAAUGCCUACAGACGGGAACAACAAGGAGAGCAUAUUUCCACCCUCUGAGUGGGAUUACAAUGAAAGAGUCCGAUUUUGCCAAUUAAUUUUGGAUGUUAAGCCCAGACCAGAUUGGAUUACUACAGAAUUUGGUGGCUAUAAUAUUGAAAGGGUUUUAAAAAGGUUUGGGAGCAACAUCAUCUUCUUCAAUGGGCUAAGAGAUCCAUGGAGUGGUGGAGGGGUUCUUAAGGAUAUAUCUAAGAGCAUAGUUGCUAUUAUUGCAAAAGAAGGAGCACAUCAUGUGGAUCUUAGAUGGUCAAGCAAAGAAGAUCCAGAAUGGCUCCGAGAAGUGAGGGCAAGAGAGAUCAACAUCAUAUCCAAGUGGAUCUCUCAAUACUAUCAAACUUUAACUGAUUUUUCUCAUUAGGAGUUUAUAAUAUUUUUAAAAGAAAAAUAAUGCAAGGAAACAAAAAUUCUCAGGGUUCAAUAUGAUUUUUCUCAAAAUACAGUUGUAAUUUCCAUACCUUUGGUUUAUGAAGUAUACCUUAUUUCUAGUGCCAGGAAA
Nicotiana attenuata is the source of this 1756-nucleotide messenger RNA. RefSeq names its product lysosomal Pro-X carboxypeptidase-like. NCBI's taxonomy places the organism in Eukaryota, Viridiplantae, Streptophyta, Magnoliopsida, Solanales, Solanaceae. Gene Ontology annotation, molecular function: dipeptidyl-peptidase activity; serine-type exopeptidase activity. The record is from RefSeq and is a predicted model, not a curated record. Bases 92 to 1618 code for a protein of 508 amino acids. Gene Ontology annotation, biological process: proteolysis. The transcript is spliced from 10 exons.